AUGAGAUGGGGUCAUAAAGCUAAUCCGGAUAGGUGGUUCAUAAACUUACAACCACAAUUCCAAGAAGUUGUAGACGCAAUGGAAGUGAAUGGUGAACCAGAUAUAGCUGGUAUUUUCAGCGCGGCUUUAAUGCCAUUGAAAGAUAUGAAAGAUGCAGAUAUUUUGAACCAGUAUGAAAUGAACAUGGCUGAUGGAAAUAUAACACCUGACGUUCUAAAACAUUUAUCUCAAAGAACUACACAGAACCAUAGAGAUGGUAUAUUUGGUGAAGAGUUUAGAAAGACAGUUAGGGAGAGAGAAGGAAGAGAACCUAUUGUACAUGACCUUGCAAACGAAAGUUUACAAAAUGUCAUAAAAACUUACUUUGCAGACAAUGAACCGAGAAGGGAUGAAUAUUUAAGAAAACUCAAAUGGACAGUACCAAAUGAAAUGUUAGUAUUGAAAAACAUGUUCCUUGACAAAAUAAAACCAACUACAGAAAUAAAUGACGAAAGACUGAAACAUUGGGUAAAAGCUUUCCCAUUCACAAAAGAUAUUAUUGGUAACAUGGAAAGAAAACCAGAAUGGCUACAAAAACAUAUAUUUGGAAACGAGCUUAUUCCAUAUGGACAAGCUCUGUUUGAAGAGCUUGAACCGGAAACUCAGGAAAGAGUCAUGCAAACAAUACGCGAAGACUCAAAUACAAACUAUGACAAAAUCUUUCUAGGAUAUAGGUUACCUGAGAUGGGCGACCAGAGCCCAAAGGCAAAAAGGACAUGGGAAAUUUACAACAUACUAGGUGAACAUGAGGCAAAGAUGCAACAACUUGAAGCAGAGGGCAAGUUACCAAAAGCGACACCAAAGAAGAAGAGAAGAGUAGAACAAAGUGAAAGUAGUGAAGAAGUAACUUCAUCUAGUGAAAGUAGUGGCAAUGAAGGAAAAAGAAGAGUUAAAAACUCAGUCAGGAAGAAAGUAAAGCUUGGUCCGAGUGGGUUCUAUUAUGACAUAUAA
Messenger RNA from Trichomonas vaginalis G3, 990 nucleotides. RefSeq names its product protein of unknown function, DUF4106 family. The record is from RefSeq and is a predicted model, not a curated record. Bases 1 to 990 code for a protein of 329 amino acids. Lineage: Eukaryota; Parabasalia; Trichomonadida; Trichomonadidae. The transcript has a single exon.